UAUAGUAUUAUGUUUAGAAAUUAAGAAAACUUUAUAUCAAAUUAUACAAUGGUUUCAAUGAAAAAAAUAAAGAAUAAAGUAUUUUGAUUAUUUGUAUUAUGCAAAUUGUUUUACCGUUAGCAUUUAAUUAGUAAAUAAUGUUUCACUUUCGUAAUUUUUUUUACAGUUUCUUAAUUUGUGUAUAAAUCUUUGUAUCAUUACUUUCAAAUUUUGAGAAAGAAACCAAAGGCAAACAUGCAGGUGCUUUCACAACCGUCGGUCAGUAAUAACUUGAAGUCUAUAGUCAAGUAAACGGUCAACAUAGGCAAUAGUAAAUGAUAUCAUUGGGAAAAUGUAAAAAAUUUUGUUUGAAGAUUUGGGAAAAUAUAGUUAACAGAUAAUUUCCUCCCAAAGAUGUAAGUAUAUAAAAGAAAACCCCAAAGAGUGAAAAGAGAGAAACCAAAAAGCUUGAAAUGCAUAUUUCUAUCAAGAAUGUCAAGGGGGAAAACAUCAACCUAGAGGUAGAGGAUAGCUCCACGACCAUCGAUCUCAAGAUCUAUGGACUCACUCGUCAGUUGGUUCUUGGUUUGAAUGGUGAUAGUGAUGCCUAUCAAGGUCCGGAUGCACUCAUGCGGAUUUUUGUAUCGGCUAUAAAGGAGAAAAAAUUCAUCCUACAAAUGAAGGGAUCCGAUACCAUUAAGAAAAUCAAGACCAUGAUCCAUGAUCAGGGUGGCCUACCGGUGGAUCAGCUGAAUCUUAACUUUCUUGGCACCAAGCUCGAAAACAGUCACACCGUAGCUCACUACAACAUCAAGCCUGACUCAAAUCUUGUCAUUGUGCAGCGGGGUUGCAUUUUCUAAAAUAAUGUCUUUCUUUGUUUUACAGAAUAUGAUCAGUAUUGCUUUUGAUAUUUCGAUACACAAGUAGCUCACUACAAGAAAUAAGGUUUUUUUUGACCGAA
Brassica napus (rape) is the source of this 940-nucleotide messenger RNA. Its product is annotated as ubiquitin-like. Gene Ontology annotation, cellular component: nucleus; cytoplasm. Gene Ontology annotation, biological process: modification-dependent protein catabolic process; protein ubiquitination. Bases 453 to 839 code for a protein of 128 amino acids. The record is from RefSeq and is a predicted model, not a curated record. NCBI's taxonomy places the organism in Eukaryota, Viridiplantae, Streptophyta, Magnoliopsida, Brassicales, Brassicaceae. The transcript has a single exon. Gene Ontology annotation, molecular function: ubiquitin protein ligase binding; protein tag activity.